This is a messenger RNA of Gasterosteus aculeatus aculeatus (three-spined stickleback), 2466 nucleotides long. It is a transcript of the gene umad1, whose product is annotated as UBAP1-MVB12-associated (UMA) domain containing 1. NCBI's taxonomy places the organism in Eukaryota, Metazoa, Chordata, Actinopteri, Perciformes, Gasterosteidae. The record is from RefSeq and is a predicted model, not a curated record.
GUAGGAACUGUAAGCAGUGUUAAUAGUUUCUACACGGUCCAUAUUAUGGCCAGUGACGUCAGCGUUAGAACAACACGGGUGGUAUUGCAGUUAAAAGUACUGACAGAUUAUUGGGUUGUACCGUGUAUUUUACGAUAAUUAGUGGGCCCAUGCCAAGCUAACGCGGAGCAAAUGAAGCGGAACUUACGUAAAGUAAAAUUCAUGAACUAAUUGACCUCAGGACGAGAAGACACAACGACAGGCAUCAUGUUCAGCUUCCUGGGACUCCGCAAAGACCCAAAGAAGUCCCCCCCCGAGAAGGAAGCAGAGGGGGGCUUCGUUCUCAUCGGAGAGACAGCUGACGAGCAGAGGACGAAGACCACCAACAUCGCCCACCCCUCGACAAACGUUGUCGUGCAGCGGGUUAGGUCAUCCUGUCCAGCUCCCGCCCCACCGCCCGCCACCAGGCACCCCGCGGCGUGCCCUGCCAUGCCGGCGGCGGGGGAGGCCUCGGCUCUCCCGGACCUCCUCGGGGACGUCCCCUUCACUUUGGCUCCCCAUGUGCUGUCCGUGCAGGCCGGGCUUCCCCGUGUCCCCGACGUGCUGCUGUCCCGGGACGUGAACUACAACCUGGCUAACUUCCAGUACGACUUCACCUUAGAGAACUCGGUGCUUCAGAGCGCCUAGUCUGAUGGUCCGUGUGAUCCUGCAGGAUUAUGAACAAGUAGAAGCUUACAAAACCUUUUGAAACUUAGAAUACUCUCUGUUAUUGGCUCCUGUGCAUUCUUAAUGUGGUGGCUGUGAAAUCACAGGACUAAACUUUGGAAAAGAAGCGUUGGCUUUUGACUGGCUGUACCAGUGAUGGCAGGUAGAGCUGUGGAAGACCUGAGUGGACGGGUGCUUUACUGGUUUCUUGUUGCUGCUGGUUACCUUGGUGACACAUAUGAGACUGCUUAUGAUCGGUUAAGACGUCCUGACCAUUGGGUCUGCACAUGACUGGAUGACUGUGGUCUUUCUUAGUGGUGAUGACCUUUGCACUCAGAACUUGUGACAAAAAGGUCAAAAGGGGUGGAGCCAAAAGUACUGUAAGUGCACUAAGUGCACAUUUAAGAGACCCUGCUCAAUAAACUGGUGGAUGUUUGACAAAGUGAUGUCACAGAUGGCCUCUGUUGUCUCUUUUUAAAUUCCGUUCCUUUGGUAACCUUCGGAUUAUGUGGUGCGAGGGUCUCCGGUUUUAGGUCUCAGUCUUCGGGUGGGUCUGUAGGCGUUCAUUUGCAAGCACAGGUAGAGUUUCCGGUGCCAUUGGGGGGGGGGUCGUGUCGGGGGUCAGGGCUCAGUUUCAUGUCUGCAGUCCGCUCACUUCCCUUGAGCGUUCAAAGCCACAAUUUUGUAUAACUUUCCUGCAAAUGUGUGUUACUUUAUUAUUCGUUGUUUCUGUAUUUUCAUCAGUCUGUGCUUUCUUGUGUUCACGGAACAUAUUUUGCAUUCUACUGAAUGCAGUAAAAUCUAGUCAGUGUCUACAAGGUUUACUUCCACUGAAAUGGUUUAAAGCCAUGGCAGCAUCUGGUGUACUCUGAUAUAAAGCUGUAUUAUUCAUAUUUUAACAUUUAGACAUUGGAUAGUGUUUGAAUCUGCUUUCAAAUAGGCUGAAGAGGGCUGUGGUUCUCCUCGUACUAAUUUACUUCCCUUACAUUUUUUUUUUUUUUAAAAGAACAAAGAAUUUCUUUCACAAACUUUUGUUCCCAUUUAAAGUCAUCCGCUUCCUGGUAGGCUUUUAUUUUGAAACGGUUUGCUUGUCUAUUGAAAUGAAUGUAUGAUACUAUGGUUUAGAACACGUAUGUCAAACCCGCGCAGCCUGGACGGCCUGCCGGAUGACUUUGCUAUUCUUACAAUCACAGAAAGGUCCCCACACACGCGCGGACACUUCUGACAGACGAGAGGCUGGCCGUAUCUGGUUUUAUUAUAUCGAUUUGUUUUGCACGCCGGUUGGAUCGUCAGCGCCACCCCUCCCUAUGAUUUCAAUGGUCUGGCCCGCGUUCGAUAGAAAUGAGCAGUAUCUGGCCCGAACCUGAAAUGAUUGGUUUAGGAGGAUGACCAGAUUAAUGUGUGCCUCCUGAUUUGAUUCGUGUUCUUGAUUGACUCCACCAGGCUGCUUUUCUAAUUACUUACUUUGUAAAUAUGAGCUCUUGAAAUAAACUUUUGACAAGAAGAGGAAAUACAUUUGGAUAAAAUCAUAUUUUAAACUGUAAUUUACCAAAUAUUGUAUUUGUACCCUUUUGAUUGUUUGUACAGAGUCCAAUCUUCAAACCUGCUGUGCCUUUUUAAUACGCAAUGUUUAAAAGGCAGCAUAAGGCCUCCUGUUAAUAACUCUUACUAAGAUCUUCCCCUUCCACCAUGUUACUCCUUGAGUUACAGUUGAUAUGUGAGGCUCACUUAUUCAGCCGGUUGUAGCAUGCUUUACCAAUAAAUCAUAAGAGUUUGACUGUC